This is a messenger RNA of Physcomitrium patens, 1875 nucleotides long. NCBI's taxonomy places the organism in Eukaryota, Viridiplantae, Streptophyta, Bryopsida, Funariales, Funariaceae. The record is from RefSeq and is a predicted model, not a curated record.
AGGGGGGGGGGGGGUUGUGGGUGUUGUUGUUCUGGAUGGCGCACUGUGCGACCACCAUGCAGACCAUGGCGUCGGGAAAGUGCUGGCUCGACGUCAGUCUCAGUGCCAGGGGACUGAGUGCACCAAUCCCCCCUCACGUUAUGGCUCCCAUUCUCGCUGUGAAACCAAAUGUGAAGUCUCUCUGCGUUUCCAAUUUCGUUCGCGGUAUUGGAAGCACGAUUGAUGUGGGCCGGAACUUGAGACUCAUGCCCGUGCUUUGUUCUGUGAAGGAGGAGGAAUCUUCGCAGAGCAUUGAUGACGAGCAAAAAGUGUCUGAAAGGCCCUCGACUUUGUUGCGAGAAGGAGAGAAGGUUCAGUGGGAUAACCCAAGCACUGCCAGCAUGCGAGCACGUUUUGAAUCUAUGAUUCGAAAGGCACAGGAUGACAUAUGCGCGGCAGUGGAGGCUGUAGAUGGGUCCAAGUUCAGAGAGGAUACAUGGAUUCGUCCCGGGGGUGGCGGCGGUAUCAGCCGGGUUUUGCAGGAUGGCAAUGUCUGGGAGAAGGCUGGUGUGAAUGUGUCGGUGGUGUAUGGAUCUAUGCCACCUGAGGCCUAUAGAGCUGCGAUCGGAGGUGCCUCUGCGAACGAAGAGGCCAAAAACAAGGCCGGCCGAAUUCCAUUUUUCGCUGCUGGUGUUAGCUCUGUAUGUUCUCUUCUGUUUGAAUGUUUGACCUUGUGUUCAGCUAGAUCAUGUCAAUUCACAACAUCAUUGAUGCAUCCAUACUGUUUGUUUCAACAUUGUUACUCCAGUCAUUCAUCUGAGUUCUUUGGAACAAGAUGCAUACAUGUUGAGUCUAUCAUUAAGGUUAGGAGUUAUCGAACGGCAGUGACAAGUGGUUGGGGAUUCCAGGUGAUGCACCCCAAGAACCCCAUGGCGCCCACUGUGCACUUCAAUUAUCGAUACUUUGAGACAGAUUCCCCUCAAGAUGUGGAGGGGGCUCCAAGGGCAUGGUGGUUCGGUGGUGGGACUGAUCUUACUCCUUCCUACCUUUUUGAGGAAGAUGUGAAGCAUUUUCAUCAGGUCCAAAAGCAAGCUUGUGACAAGCACGAUCCAGAAUUCUAUCCAAAAUUUAAGAAGUGGUGCGACGACUACUUUUUGAUCAAGCACCGAGGGGAAAGGCGAGGUCUUGGAGGAAUCUUCUUCGAUGAUUUGAAUGAUAGAGAUCCAGAAAAAAUCCUUACUUUCUCAACAGAGUGUGUAAAUUCUGUGAUUCCAGCUUACAUUCCCUUGGUAGAGAAACGAAAGGACAUGACAUUUACAGAGAAGCAGAAGGCAUGGCAACAACUUAGAAGAGGUCGUUAUGUAGAGUUCAACCUGGUGUACGAUCGAGGAACAACCUUUGGGUUGAAAACAGGGGGUCGUAUUGAGAGCAUUUUGAUGUCGCUACCUUUGACUGCUCGCUGGGAAUAUGACCAUACCCCCGAGGAAGGUAGUGAAGAGUGGAAGCUUUUGAAUGCCUGCAGAAGCCCAGUAGAGUGGGCGGCAUUGGAAUUAUAGAGUGGUUAGGAACGGAACUGAAAUCAUCCCACAACAUUUUGAGCGGUUGGGUGCAAAGCGUGUGCUACAACCUGGGUAUGUUAGUCGUUUGCUACUGGGUGAGUACCAGUAGUGAGUAAAAAUCCUGAAUUGGGUGCCAUCAGUGAUCUUAGAUCAGGUUUACGGAUGGUUUAUGGAGGUAGAGAUACCCAAUUGUAUUACUUGCAUAUGAUGCAUAAUGCAUAGUUGCACAGUUUUAUGCAUGAACUGUUGAAGCACACGGAGCUAGAAUGUAGAUUUGGAGGUUCAUAGCAUGUAUUUGAAUGAGACACAACUUGAAGAAGUUUCAUUUGAUUUGACA